Molecule: messenger RNA, 2233 nt
Organism: Drosophila hydei
Lineage: Eukaryota; Metazoa; Arthropoda; Insecta; Diptera; Drosophilidae
Product: T-complex protein 11-like protein 1
Exons: 6
Coding region: 627-2096 (489 amino acids)
Biological process (GO): signal transduction
Source: RefSeq, a predicted model, not a curated record
CAUUCAUAACAAAUUAUUACUCACAUUACAAUUUGGACGUCGUAAGCACGAGUAGCGUACGGGCAGAAAAAAUGCUUUUAAAUUGUGGAAACGUGUUAAAUAAAAUAAAAUAACUUUAAAUUAAGCGUACAAGUGCUAUUCAAGAAUUUAAAGAAAAAAAUAAUAAAAUAUAAAGCUAUACAAUUAAGUUCCUAUUGAUGCCUUAGACGCAGCUGACCCUGAGCCAAAGCCAAAGCAGUCUUUGUGCGUUUCCUUUGUGCAAACACGGAAAUUGAGACGUAAUUGCAUCAAAUAAGGAAAACACGGUUCAAUUCCAUAUUUGCAGAAAACCAGUUGCACGACAACAUCAACAUCGGACAACAAAAGAGCAACAAAGAAACCAAUCGCAGCAGACACGAACAUAAACUUCAAAUCUAUUCAACUAGAAAACUGAUAACGAUUCUGGAAAAUUCAAUCCGAACAAUUGUCAGCUAUUAUAUCUGAAAAGCUGGAAAUAAAUUUGCAUUUGCAAGACAGCAGUUGGAGAAAGUGUGCAAUCGUUAACAAUCCAAUCAAAGCAGCUGAAGCCGUGACACAGACCAAUUAGAAACACACAUUUCCAAUUGGACAUCGAGAAAACCAGCAAAAUGGACGCCAAAGAGAAUAACAAGGAGCAGCCGCAGCUGUCGGAAAGUGAGCUACGCACGGAUAGCGAAAGCUCGACUGACAGCAUGAUGCGCUUUGUGCUGCCCAGCGUGGAUGGGAGUCCUCCAAAAGUGGUCACCAUGGACGAGGUGGCGGGCAUGCUGAAGAAUCUCAAGAAUAUGGAACUGGCACAUGAAAUAGCACUCAAUCCGGAGUUUAAGCUGCAGCCAUAUGAGCCGCCAAUGAACAGCUUGGAGGGUCGUAUCAAGGCGAUGGUACACAAAGCAUUUUGGAAUCUAUUGCGCGAGCAAUUGGAGCGUAAUCCACCAUCAUAUGAUCAGGCCAUUCGGUUGCUGGGCGAGAUUAAGGAGGACUUUCCACAGCUGCUCUCGCCGAACAAUGCGAACGCCUUGGUGCGCAUCAAUGCAACACUAGAUGAGGCGCUCAUCCGGCAGCAAGCGGAGCGAGGAACGCUCGACUUUCGAUCCUAUGCCAAUUUUGUGAUCAAUCUGUUGGCCAGCAUGUGCGCACCGGCACGAGAUGAGACGGUUGCCAAGCUACGAGAAAUCGACGAUGUAAUCGAUACCUUCCGUGGCAUACUGGAAACCAUGGCGCUGAUGAAGCUGGAUAUGGCCAACUUUAUGGUUUCGGCGGCGCGCAAUAAUAUAGCAGCGAAUUCUGUGGAGUAUGAGAAGCAAAAGUUUAGCACAUUCUUACGCGAAUUUCAUGGCAAUGUUGGCUUUCCUGCCACAGAGGAUUGGCUGCAACGUGCUCGCCCCGGCUGCAACAACAACGAGGAAAUCAUUUACAAUGCAUUCAAGCAGCUGCUCAACUAUCCGACGGACAAGGAGUUUCCCGAGCUGCUGCGCAUCGAUAAGGAGCGCUUCGAGGGUCUCAGCUGGCGUUGCCAGCGGCUCAUUUUGUGCGCUGCGCUCAUAUCGAUUGCACAGGGUGUUCCAAUCAUAUCGCAGCGGCGCGACAAUCGCAUUCAACUGGCCAAGCAGCUGGACAUACUCGUUCAACAUGUCAAGCAGCCGGAUCAGCUAAAUGCUGCCAUCGACAACUGCUACGAGCAGAUUCGCGCGUUUAUAAACAAAUCGCUGGAGAAGGAGAAACUGCCGCUGCUGAGCGAGUCGCAGGAGACGCAAAUCCAGAGCCAAGUCCAGCAGCUGGUCAACAAAACAUCGCCCGUGCGCAUGCUAAUGGCCAAUCGUAUGGACGGCUUUGUGCGCGUUGCCUUGCGCUCGAAUGGGAAUAUACCGCCGCCGCCCGCAGGCUUUGCUGAGUUUGGCGAGGAGCUAGUCGCAUUUAUUGCAUCUUUUCGGCGCUUGGUCUCCUACAAUCACGCUGUGUUUGGAGAAUACUUUUUGCAGCUGCUCAACAACAAGCAGCGAAACAGCGCAGAGCCAACGGCAGAGGCCAGCAGCAGCAGCAGCCUAUCUACCAAUCUGGCCCAAACAGCCAAGCCUUAGAAAGAGAGCGCGAAAAGCAAAUGAAAGAAAGCGAGAGAGAGAGAGAGACAGUGUGUGUAUGGAGGAAGCAACAAUAUAUAUUCAUGUAUCUAUGCUGCUGGGGUCAAGCGUUGGAAGCGCCAAAAGCACAUAAAAAA